AUGAUGGAACAUCGCCGUCGGGAUCGGCUAUCCCAAUCGUCAGCCGCAGACACUAGUAUAUCCACGUCUGAGAAAGAAGACCGACCAAGAAAAGCCUCUGGGGCCAACCGCAUCUUCUCCUGGACAAGCAUCCUCGCGGUUUUGGUUCUGGGUCUCGCCGUGUCGCAAUGGCUGCGGAGCACACCCGUGGAGCUUCCGCCGCUGAUCCGGGGCAAGGACAACACUGUCCUCUUUCUCGCACACGCCGAGUCGGGCCAGAUCAACGUGCAGCUGGCUACCGUGCAGGCGCUGGCACAGGCUCACCCGGAAAUAGACAUUCACAUUGCCUCCUUUUCAACGGCGGCAAAACAUGUUGAGCGGGCGUCGGCCUUUGCGCUUGCCAAGACAUCUUCUGGCCGCGGCAUCAAAUUCCACGAGCUGCCGGGGCCAGACCGGUCCGCCGCCAUAAUGCGCAGGCUCGGCUGUGAUGGGCGCUCCGUUGACGAUUGCAUAUCCCAUCGCCCCGGGGCCGCAGGCAUAGCCAGCCUAGUCUCUCAGCUCGAGGUGGCCGUGAUCAGCUGGAAUGGUACCGAGCACUACGCCAUCUACCAGGAGGUGAUUCGGCUCGUAGACGAGAUUGACCCUGCCGUGGUCGUGCUGGAUUACCUGCACCGUCCCGGCGUCGAUGCCAUCCGCCACCUGAACCGGGCCCACGUGAUAAUUACUCCCAAUGCUCUGUCGGAUGUGGUUACGUUUAUCCAGGACUACGGAGCCGGGCUCUGGAAAUAUCCUGCUCUCGGCACGGGCUUCACUUUCCCAGUGCCCUGGCAUCGAAUCCCGGAGAACUUAUACGUCAACCUGAGGUUCAUAUACUCGGCAAUAUUCAAGCCUCUCUCGCGGGACGUAAUGUCGUACUUGCGAAGCAAGGGAGUCAAACCAAUCGAGCUAUUCGAUCUGCGCCCCGACGCCUUGUUCAUCUCACAGACGCUGCCCGAGGCCAGCCUGCCAGUCACCAACGUCCCCGCCAAUGUGACUGCCGUCGGCGCCUUGCUUCUCGACUCGGCACCGGCGGCGCAGCAGGACGCCGGCUUGGUCAAGUGGCUGCAAAAGCCUACCGUUGUGGUCAAUCUGGGCAGCCUUUUCACGUACAGCGAAGAGAGGGCCAUUACCAUGGCUGCGGCUAUUGGAUGGCUACUUGACCACACAGACUUUCAGGUGUUGUGGAAAAUGGCACCACAUAAUGAUUUUGGCGAUGCAUAUGCUGCACCUCUUCAGGAAUUCGUCAAACAGGAAAGAUUGAAAAUAUCACACUGGCUGCCAAUCGACACCUUGGGCUUGUUAGAGGCCGGAAACGUGGUAGCGUUCAUCCAUCAUGGCGGAGCGAGCAGCUACCACGAAGCCGUCGUAGCUGGUGUGCCGCAGGUCGUGAUACCAAUGUGGGAGGACUUGUACAAUUUUGCCCAGUUGGCCGAGGACCUAGGUAUUGGCGUCUACGCCUGUCGCCGUACGGCUCCAGCCUGGACUGUGGAGGAUCUGGUGGAUGCAUUUGGCAAGGUGGUCAUGGAGACAGAAGCGAGUCUCAAAAUGCGCGAGACGGCGCAUCGUAUUGGAGUGAUUUCGAGAAAAAGACCAGGGCGGGAGGUUGCAGCUGAACUGAUUGCUGAAAUGGUUGUACCACAAUAA
Molecule: messenger RNA, 1662 nt
Organism: Pestalotiopsis fici W106-1
Lineage: Eukaryota; Fungi; Ascomycota; Sordariomycetes; Amphisphaeriales; Sporocadaceae
Exons: 4
Coding region: 1-1662 (553 amino acids)
Molecular function (GO): UDP-glycosyltransferase activity
Source: RefSeq, a predicted model, not a curated record